Molecule: messenger RNA, 2107 nt
Organism: Pezoporus flaviventris
Lineage: Eukaryota; Metazoa; Chordata; Aves; Psittaciformes; Psittacidae
Gene: PRKCG
Product: protein kinase C gamma
Exons: 18
Coding region: 16-2073 (685 amino acids)
Biological process (GO): protein phosphorylation
Molecular function (GO): zinc ion binding; ATP binding; diacylglycerol-dependent serine/threonine kinase activity
Source: RefSeq, a predicted model, not a curated record
GCCCCCCCGUGGCCGAUGGCGCUGGCGGGGCCGGAGGGGGAGCGCUCGGCGCGGCCGCUGUUCUGCCGCCGGGGGGCGCUGCGGCACAAGGUGGUUCACGAGGUCAAGAGCCACCGCUUCACCGCGAGGUUCUUCAAGCAGCCCACGUUCUGCAGCCACUGCACCGACUUCAUCUGGGGCAUCGGGAAGCAGGGCCUGCAGUGCAUGGUGUGCAGCUUCGUGGUGCACAAGCGCUGCCAUGAGUUCGUCACCUUCGAGUGCCCCGGGGCCGGGAAGGGGCCACAGACGGACGACCCCCGGAACAAGCACCGCUUCCGGCUGCACAGCUACAGCAGCCCCACCUUCUGCGACCACUGCGGCUCCCUGCUCUAUGGGCUGGUGCACCAGGGCAUGAAGUGCUCCUGCUGCGAGAUGAACGUGCACAAGCGCUGCGUGCAGAGCGUGCCCAGCCUCUGCGGCGUCGACCACACCGAGCGCCGCGGCCGCCUGCAGCUCCGCAUCCAGGCGCUGCCGGGGGAGCAGCUGCACGUCACCGUGGGGGAGGCGCGGAACCUGAUCCCGAUGGAUCCCAACGGGCUCUCGGAUCCCUACGUGAAGCUGAAGCUGAUCCCGGACCCCAAGAACCUCUCCAAGCAGAAGACGCGGACGGUGAAGGCCACGCUCAACCCCGUGUGGAACGAGGCCUUCCUCUUCACGCUGCGCCCCGGGGACUCCGAGCGCCGCCUCUCGGUGGAGGUGUGGGACUGGGACCGCACCUCCCGCAACGACUUCAUGGGCGCCAUGAGCUUUGGGGUGGCUGAGCUGCUCAAGGGCCACGUGGACGGGUGGUUCAAGCUGCUGAACCAGGAGGAGGGCGAAUACUACAACGUCCCCGUGGCCGACACCGACGACUGUGGCCUCCGGCCCAAGUUCGAGGCUUGUAACUACCCAUUGGAGCUCUACGAGAAAGUGCGCAGGGGGCCGGGCCCUUCUCCGGCGCCGUCGCCCUCCCCCAGCCCCACAGAUCCCAAACGUGGCUUCUUCAGCUCCGGGCGCUCCCGGCUCGGGGACUUCACCUUCCUGAUGGUGCUGGGCAAGGGCAGCUUCGGCAAGGUGAUGCUGGCCGAGCGGCGCGGCACGGCCGAGCUCUUCGCCAUCAAGAUCCUCAAGAAGGACGUGGUGGUCCAGGACGACGACGCCGCCUGCACCAUGGUGGAGCGGCGCGUGCUGGCCCUGGGGCCCCGGCCCCACUUCCUGACCCACCUGCACUCCACCUUCCAGACCGCGGACCGCCUCUAUUUCGUCAUGGAAUACGUCACCGGCGGGGACCUCAUGUACCACAUCCAGCAGGUCGGCAAGUUCAAAGAGCCGCACGCCACGUUCUACGCAGCCGAGAUCGCCAUCGGCCUCUUCUUCCUCCACAACCAAGGCAUCAUCUACAGGGAUCUGAAGCUGGAUAACGUGAUGCUGGACGCCCAGGGUCACGUGAAGAUCACGGACUUCGGGAUGUGCAAGGAGAACAUGUUCCCGGGAGCCACCACCAGGACCUUCUGCGGCACCCCCGACUACAUCGCCCCCGAGAUCAUCGCCUACCAGCCCUAUGGCAAGUCCGUGGACUGGUGGUCCUUCGGGGUGCUGCUCUACGAGAUGCUGGCCGGGCAGCCCCCCUUUGAUGGGGAGGACGAGGACGAGCUCUUCCAGUCCAUCAUGGAGCAGACGGUGACGUACCCCAAGGCCCUGUCUCGCGAGGCCGUGGCCAUCUGCAAGGGGUUCCUGACCAAGCACCCUGGGAAGCGUCUGGGAGCGGGGCCGGGGGGGGAGCAGGACGUCCGCUCCCACCCCUUCUUCCGGCGCACGGACUGGGAGCGCCUCGAGCGGCUGGAGCUGCCCCCCCCCUUCACCCCACAGCCGUGUGGGCGCAAUGGGGAGAACUUUGACAAGUUCUUCACGCGGGCCCCCCCCGCGCUCACCCCCCCGGACCAGCUGGUCCUGGCCGGGCUGGACCAAGGCGACUUCGCGGGGUUCACCUACACCAACCCCGACUUCGUGCACCCCGACCUGCGCCUCCCGGCCCCCCCCGGCUCCCUCGUCUGAGAUCCGCACCCCCUCCCCCCCCCCGGACCCCUUU